UUUCACUCGGACGAUCCUCCUGGGGAAAUACGGGUGGCCUUGGAAUUUACUGAACAUUAUGUAACUGAAAAGUUUGGUUCAAGGCAGGCGUGUCAAAUUAUCGUAAUUACAGAUGGUCGAAUGCCACAAGCGGAUGAAGUUAGUAAAGAUGAUCAUUCAAAACAAACUGAGUGUACAUUGCAACGGUAUAAAAAACUUUUGAACAGACAUCUGCCAUCCAGAGUUACAAAAAAUCACCCUAAAGGUGAAUUUACUCUCGAAAAGGAAGCAAUCCUUACUCAAUGCUUACAAUUACUAGGUGAUACCGAUUUUGAGGAGGAAGAUGAUGAGGAUAUUGAAGCAAUGGAUUAUGAAGAGGAAAGGGAAGAUCCUGAAGAUUACGAAGAUCGUAAAGAUGAGGAAC
Racocetra fulgida is the source of this 403-nucleotide messenger RNA. Lineage: Eukaryota; Fungi; Glomeromycota; Glomeromycetes; Diversisporales; Gigasporaceae. The record is from the annotation of a GenBank genome assembly.